Juglans regia (Persian walnut) is the source of this 2441-nucleotide messenger RNA. RefSeq lists its product as uncharacterized. The record is from RefSeq and is a predicted model, not a curated record. Gene Ontology annotation, cellular component: plastid. The transcript has 13 exons. The coding region runs from base 526 to 1992 and encodes 488 amino acids. Lineage: Eukaryota; Viridiplantae; Streptophyta; Magnoliopsida; Fagales; Juglandaceae.
AUGCAUCUGGCGCAACCGAACAGAUCUAGAGGGCUCCCAUAAAUUUGACAAUAUUGGAUCAUGAAUGACUAAUUUACUAGGUACAUGUCCUACUUGUUUGGUCGAAACAAUGAAUGCAGAAUGCCCACAAAAGAAAAGUAGGUAAAGCAUUUAUUCGACAUAAAUGAUGAGAUUUCCUUUUGUCAGUUGAGUUGUUGAAGCAGCUAGGCCAACAAUUGUUGUUGAAGAAAAUCCAAUGUUUUAUGUUGCAAGAUUUUCUCUAAAAUCAUGGUGAUUGGCCAUCUUGUUUCUUGCAGUGCAGACAGUUCUUAUUGAUUCGUUGGAAGUUGAGACGUAGUAUUUAAUUGAAGCAAUAUUAGCCGUUAAGGAUUUUAUAGUUAUUGUUAAAGGUCCUCUCAGGGCCGCUCGGCCGCGCCCAUGUUUACUUCUCUGGACUGACAGUUGAGAAGGAACAAUUACAACCCCUUUCCUCUCCACCUACCCCUAACCUUCCAUACCUCCUCCAUUCCCAUUCUUCCCCUUUCAAUGGCGACAAUUCACAACCUCACGGUGAUCCUCAAGAACCCGCUAAACCACGCGGAAUUCCUCCUCGUCAAACAGACGCGCCCGAAUAGAUUUGGCGACGAAGAGUACGAUUCCUUCGUGGAUUCCGAGCUCUGGGACCUCCCCUCCACUCGGCUGAACCUUUUGGAGGGAGAAUCCGAGUCCCAGAUUGUCGUGGUAGGCGCCGAAUCGUGUUCGGAGAAGAUCAAUCUGAGGAAACUUGAUAUCGAUUCUGCUCUGGACCGGGCAUUGGAUCAAGUGGGGCUUGUGGCAACUGAUGGGGCUGAAUGGAAAUUCUGGAAGUAUGUGGAGGAACCUGAGUUUGGACCAGGUUUGCCGGUUCAUAAUGUGUUUAUUACAGGACAAUUGGUGGCUGGGAAAAAUCUACAAGAGUUGUGCAAGUGGAUGUCAGUCGAAAUAUGUCUGAGCUGGCUUCUGGAAGUGAAACCAAGUAGCAAUCGCGUGGGACCUCUGGUAGUUGUUGGUCUGAUAAAUGAUUCGAUGCAACCUGCAGAUCGGAUAGUCCCACCCAUCUUACGGUAUCAGGAGUACCCUCCUGGAGUUAAAGUUAUACCUAUUGGAAGUAAGACAGCAAAGCCUUUUCAUACAACAAACUUGAUCGUAUUUGCCCCUGAAAAUGUUUCAAAUGAAAGUGAGAAAAAUAGUUUUGUUGCUUGUGGGGAUGCAUUGAUAGUGGAUCCAGGAUGUCGGUCUGAAUUCCAUAAAGAGCUCCAAAAAAUAGUUGCUGCUUUGCCACGAAAGAUCAUUGUCUUUGUUACCCAUCACCAUCGGGAUCAUGUAGAAGGUCUUUCAAUCAUCCAAAAGUGCAAUCCUGAUGCGACCCUAUUGGCACAUGAAAAUACAAUGCGACGCCUUGGAAAAGGUGACUGGUCCCUUGGCUAUACCUCAGUUUCUGGAGCAGAAGACAUUUGCAUUGGUGGUCAGCGAUUAAGUGUCGUUUUUGCACCGGGACAUACAGAUGGCCACAUGGGGCUGCUUCAUGUGAGUACUAACUCAUUGAUUGUCGGUGAUCAUUGCGUUGGUCAAGGAAGUUCUCUCUUGGACUUUUUUUCUGGUGGAAAUAUGAGUCAAUACUUCCAGACAACUUACAAUUUUUUGGAGCUUUCCCCUCAUGCUUUGAUUCCCAUGCAUGGGAGAGUUAACCUUUGGCCAAAGCACAUGCUUUGUGGAUAUCUCAAGAACCGCAGAAGGAGAGAGACUUCCAUCUUGAAAGCGAUUGAAAAUGGAGCAGAAACAUUGUUCGACAUAAUUUCAGAUGUAUACUCUGACGUUGAUCGCAGUGCAUGGAUUGCUGCUGGAUCAAAUGUGAGGCUUCAUGUGGAUCAUCUGGCCCAGCAAGAUAAGUUACCAGAGGGCUUCUCUUUAGAAACUUUUAAUGGAAGUUUGUCUUCAUUUGCGGAGAAAGUGGGUAAAUUGGAACCCAAGUGAGGAUAGCUUCUUAUGGCCCACUCAUCAACUACCUUAUCUUAGGCGUUUUCUGUCCAGAAGUUCCACAAAACUUGGCCGUGGUUCCUUUGCGGAUGGGUUUGGGAAUAUAUUAGGUAUAUUUUCCGGCUAAAUUAUCAGAAGUUAAGGUCAUGGACAUUACUUAUUUCUGGUAUUGUUGCUAUAUUUGCUGUGUUGUACUCGGCUAAUAAAUUUAAUUCCAAAUGAGACCAGAAGAAGGUCAGACAAUUUGGAACUCCAUGACAAUUUCUUACGUAAGAUAAGUUAAGUAUCUACAAGUGAUUAGUCCUUUUCCUUUUAUUUUGUAUUGAAAUUCUUAGUGUAAUUGGUCUUCCUGGUGUGAGCCUUAGUUAUGACAGUCAAAUUCUGUAAUUGUCAAACCAAUGAAUAUGUGCACGAGAAUGUCACGUCCCUUGAAGGAUUUUUUUUUU